UUUCCUCAGCGCCUCUUCCGGUUUGCUCCUCAUGCGACAAACUUCCCAGCGGCUAAUGUGAACAGUCUGUCCGAGUGAAAGCACCGUCGUUAUAUCGAGUUUUUGAUUCAUGUCGAAGCUGAAUACGCACAUAUUUACAUAUUUGUUUCUGGGCUAACAUGCUCCUCUUCUGUCCGACCUGUGGGAACGUGUUGAUCGUCGAGGAGGGACAGAAGUGCAUGAGGUUCGCCUGCAACACUUGUCCCUACGUGCACAACAUCACGAGGAAGGUGAACUACAGGAAGUAUCCCAAGUUGAAGGAGGUGGACGAUGUCCUCGGUGGAGCUGCGGCCUGGGAGAACGUGGACUCGACUCCUGAAACCUGUCCCAAGUGCGGACACCCUCGGGCAUAUUUCAUGCAGAUUCAGACCCGAUCGGCAGAUGAACCCAUGACGACUUUCUACAAAUGCUGCCACAUCCAGUGUGGACACCGAUGGAGAGAUUGACACUUUUACACUUUGAACAUUCUCAUGUGGUUCAUGGCCAAAUGGCAUCGAGUCUUUUUUUUUGCCUUUAUUUAUUAGCAACAUGCUCUGGUGGUUAUGUAAAUCCUUUUUUUUUCAAGUUUGUUCAAAUCUAAAGGAACAUUUAAAUGAGUUACAACGGGGGGGGAAAAUAAAUCAUAUUCAGAUUUUUAUUGAUAAAAUAUUACCUGUAUACAACAGUCAAACUAUUUUUUGUUAUACAUAUCACAGACAUUUAGAGAGCAAUGUAGACCAGCAUUAUCCACAACAAUGGCAUACAGUACUUCGUAUUAAAAGUUCAAUGCAAUCCUU
Scophthalmus maximus (turbot) is the source of this 815-nucleotide messenger RNA. RefSeq names its product polymerase (RNA) III (DNA directed) polypeptide K (gene polr3k). NCBI's taxonomy places the organism in Eukaryota, Metazoa, Chordata, Actinopteri, Pleuronectiformes, Scophthalmidae. The transcript is spliced from 3 exons. The record is from RefSeq and is a predicted model, not a curated record. Gene Ontology annotation, biological process: termination of RNA polymerase III transcription; DNA-templated transcription. Bases 159 to 485 code for a protein of 108 amino acids. Gene Ontology annotation, cellular component: RNA polymerase III complex. Gene Ontology annotation, molecular function: zinc ion binding; nucleic acid binding; DNA-directed RNA polymerase activity.